Messenger RNA from Linum trigynum, 3348 nucleotides. Lineage: Eukaryota; Viridiplantae; Streptophyta; Magnoliopsida; Malpighiales; Linaceae. The record is from the annotation of a GenBank genome assembly.
GGCAAGAGGUCAUUUCACGGUCGCAAGUUCAAGAACUUCAGCUCCAGACCGUGAAGUGUUGUAGUGAAAUGGCGCGUUUUUGGCCGAGAUCACGGUCUAGGCUUUGCGUUCACAACCGUGAACAACCUUUGAUCUGGGUAUAAAAGUCAGCUGCAGAAGGAAGAAGAGUGAGAGCUGGUUUUUGGAGAGGGAAUAGUUUCUUUCUCUAGGGUUUCGACCCAAAACACCAAAGGGGAGUUCUAGAGAGAGAGAGUGUGUGAGUUCUUGAGUGAUCUUGGAGCUUAAUUGAAGGCAUUGAACAAGCUUGGUAGCAAGCAAUCAAGCCUAAAAGAAGAAGAAAUUGGGCUUUAAUUUGUAAUCUUUCACUUCUCUCUCUAGAAACUCACCCUCUUCUCUUGGGUUUAAGAAACCCUAGGUCUAGUUUUUGAUUGGGUGUUGUUGUAUGUGACAAAUCCAUGUUUGAUUGAUUUUAUUAUCUAAGUUAUGGAUGGUUUUCAUGAAUGGCAUGAGUUUGGAUUCUAGUUUCAUGUUUUGAGAUUUUGACCUGGGAGCGAGAAAAUCCCCUUGGAGCCCAUUUCUUGGCAUCUUCGGGUCACUCCUCACCCUAUAUCGUCCGGGUAAUCCCCAAGGGAGUCAAUUGGAUGGAGCUCCUACGAUAUAGGGGUGCCCUAGGUUGAAUAGAGCAUCACCCGUCCACCACUUCACUGUUCCGAGUCCGUCUUGAGGGAGUUCAUCUCCUAACGGUAGGAUAGAUAUUCGAUUGAGCUAGGAGGAUACUCAACAUCGAUCAAAAGGUCAGAAAUAGGGGGUUUAACCCAAGAGAGCUCCCAACCUUGUAAAUAGCUAGGUUAGUGAUUAGCUAGGUUAGUUAGUUUAAUUCUUCUAAUCACCAUCCUAGGUUGGCUAGAUAACGAACCCUAAACCUGAAGUAGGGUAAGCCUAGAUCCCCGUGGUACGAUAAAUUAUUAUUGCUUGCUUGCCCUAUGCUAUAACCGGUCGUCGGUUAUACUUGGCCGGCGAUUGGGAUGUGUAGUUAGAAUAGAGUCAAGUUUUUGGCGCCUUUUUCUAGGUUAUUUGAAAAAGGGUUAGGUCGUUACUUUAGCCAUUUUGUUUUAUGUUUUGUGUUUGUUGACCCACUCUUCUCUUGAAGGGUGGUUUGUGUUUGUUUGAUUUUAUUUUUGUGUUUGUAUGUUGAAUCAUGGAUCCCAAUGGCUUCUACAACAUGUGGGGGUAUCCACAACCACCCGAAUGGGGGUACCCCGGAGCUUCAUGGAGUAGCCAUCAAGGGGGAAGCCAAGGAACCGGGUUCUAUGAUCAACCUCAUUUCCAAGAAGAAGAACCAUACCAAUGGGGAUACCAAGUGGCUUCCCCAUAUAAAGAAGAUUUCCCUCCAAAAGUAGAGGAGAAGUCCAAGUUGGAGUUGGCAAUGGAAACUUUCAUGGGACAAUCCUCAAGACCAUUUGCCACUCCAUAACCGGAGCCAAAGAACCAAUUAGAACUCAUGGUGGAGCGGUUUGCUCGAGGCACCGAUGAAGGAUGCUCGAACUUGGAUCUCCCCCAACCCGAAGUGAAGUCUAAGUUGGAGCUUGCCAUGGAGAAAUUUAAAAGAACAAGCUCCAACAUGGAUUUCCAACCCAUCAUUCCUCCCGGUUUGACACUAAAAGAGAAGGUGGCACGAGCUUGUGCAAGCUAUCACCUCUCAUCAUUGGAGGAGAAAGAUGAGGUUGAAGGAGCGAUCAAUGAAAAACGUGUGGAGCAAGAUGAACUCACCCUGGAGAGCUCCCGUGGCAAGGAUAAGCAAGAAGGUUGCCUUGACGACUCUCAUCACUUUCCUCUUCUCGAGGGCAAAUUUGAAGAUCGAGUCACGAGUGUGGAGGAGCAAGAGAAUCAUUUCUAUGAUCCUGCAUGGCAUCUUUCCUUCCAAACCGUGCUUGAGGACAUGAAUGGGAAGGAGGAAGUAGUGGUUGAAGAGGAGGAAGUGAGCGUUGAAGAGGAGGAAGAUCUUUAUUGUUCCCAAGGGGAGGAACAAAGUGAAGAAGAAAAAAGGGAGGUUUAAGAUGAAGUAGAAGGAGCAAAUGGUUUCCAAGAUGAGGACAAGGUCGAGGUGGAUGAAGCAUCCACAAGUUACAAGUUCCAUGAAAGCUUUCCACCCAACCUCGAUGCACUUUUGGAGAAGGACCCAUUUGUGGCUCUUUGCCAAGCCAAGGCCAAACCAUCAGAGAUCCCUCUUGGUGGAUGCAAUGUUGUUAAAUCGAUGAUGAAUUACAUGGUGUGGGCAAAGAGAAGAAGGAAGAUGGAAAGAAGAAGAGGUCUCAUGGGUGGAGGCUCAAAGCCACUCAAGUUCACGGCCCCUCAAUCAUGGACUCGUUCAAAGCUCGUGACUUGAGACACCACCUGACCGACAAGAACCUCAACUUCAAGGAGGUUCUUAGGUGGACCAAAACAUGAAGACCAAAUGAUAACGAUGUAAUUGCACAUAUUUGCGCCCCUAGUUCUUAUCCGUUUGAGGGGCAUAGUCGUGUGUUUUGGCCUAUUUUACGCCGGGUUGUGCUAUUUUGUCAUGUUUCAGGUCCCAGGCGUUAAAGGGAAGGCUAACCGCGAGUUUCGGGGCAUUCGGAAGUCAUUUCGGUGAGCUGGAGCCAAAACACGGGCAGACCCAAGGCAUUACACGGCCGUGUACUGCUGGCCGUGCUUUUUAUGCCGAGAGCAAAUUCAGUUUGGCCAAUUCAACUGCAAACACGGGCACCAAAGCACGGCCGUGUUCAGUCAAAGCACGGCCGUGUACAUCGCGAAGCACGACCGUGUUUUCCAACAGCUGCUGGCCGUGUAAUUAAACACUGGCCGAAACACGGGCAGGCUCAGGCAAAGCACGGCCGUGUCCUCGACCGUGCUUUGGCCACUGAUGCUUUUAAGCAGAGUUUCAGCCACAAUUCAAGGGGAUUCGAGUUUUUGAGAGAAAGAACGACUUCUAGAGAGAGAAAGUGACGAGCAAGAGUUCCCAAGUGCCCUAGAUUGAUCUUCAACACCAUUGGAGGCCAGCUUGAGCUUGGAGAAGUGCCAAUCAACGUCCAGAAGCAGGAAUCCAUCCUUCGCAGUAUGAAUUCCGUGUCUGAUUAUGCUUUUGCUUUCUUCUCCAUGGAGUAGUUCUCCCAUUCAUCUGGGUAUGGAGAACCCUAGAUUUGUAUGUUAGGCUUUGAUUGUAUGAACCCAAGUACUGAUUCUGUGAUUGAUUAUAUUCGAUUGAGGUUUUAAUGAUUGAAUGACUUGAAUCCUGAUCAAAUUCCUGUUGUUUCUGCUUUAACCUAGAAUGAGAAUAUCUUCCUAGGUUAAUAGAGUAUCCUUGAUUGA